GUGCACUGCUCAUCGUUUUUACUUUUUUUGUAAUGGCACUAAAAGAAUUUUAUUGCGGUUCCCUGCAUGAGAGAAGAGAUCGGACAAAGGGGCGUGGGACAGAAGAAAAAGCAAAAAAUGAUGGAAAAUGGGCGUGUUAUUGAGAAGAAAAAGUGUGAAGAGAGUGUGGUCAGUGAUAUAAACAUGAGGAGGAGUGAGCAUGUGGUGGAAAACGAAGAGUUGAGGAGGAUAAAAGGAAAAGAAAAGGUGAGCAGCGGUAGGGAAAACGAAGAGGUGAAGCGACAAAAAACGAAUAAAAACGGUCAACUCACAACUAAAACAACACGGAAAGGGAUAAAAAGCGUAAAAGGCGAUGCGAACGGCGAUGUAUCAAACAUAGGAUCGGCAGCAACCUCAGCAGAAGAAGACGGAUCGCUAGACUUGGUGUGUAAGAUUUACGAGCAGUUAUGGAAAAGGUACCAGUAUGGCAACGAGAAGGUGUAUGUGAAGGGUUUUACUGCAGAGCAAAUAAUGUACCAGAUGAAGGAUCUGAUAGACCACGUGGUAAAGGAAGCUGAGAAGAAAAUGGAUGAGUGUGAAGGAGAUGGUGUAUAUGAUGAGCACAGCAGCAAUGCAUGCAGCAGCAGCGAUCCAUGCGAUAAGAGAUGUGCAAAUGAUAGCGAUGCGCACGAAUCAUCAAGUGAAGAAGAUGAGUCUACGGACGAAAACGAUGGCACAGCGGUGCACAAAAUUGAUUCUUAUCAAACAUCCUUGGAUGUUUUGAAGGCGCUGGAUGCCGCUACAAAAUCAGAGUAUGAGUUGGAUGAGGAGAUAGAAAGUGAGUAUGGUGAGGAUUUAUGAAGCGAUUGGGAUACGUUGGCAGAUGGCGUAGAGACAGAACAUGGCCGUACAAAGUAAAAUUUUUAUUCUGGACGUAGUAGCACAACUGGCUUGAACCGCUAUCUCACGACAUUAAGAAGUGCUGGUGCAGUCUUGCCAUGUUUGUGCACCUAACAUAAACAACCGGCCAAUUCUGCACGAUUUUGUUCAUCCGUGCUUGAGCGGAUAAUUCGCAUUUUAUUUUGUGGAUGGUUUUCUCAUCGGGUUAAACAAUCCUUUAAACCACUUCUUGUACACGAGAACACUAAAAACAGUAGUGUAU
Molecule: messenger RNA, 1141 nt
Organism: Vavraia culicis subsp. floridensis
Lineage: Eukaryota; Fungi; Microsporidia; Pleistophoridae
Exons: 1
Coding region: 67-840 (257 amino acids)
Source: RefSeq, a predicted model, not a curated record